This is a messenger RNA of Synchiropus splendidus (mandarinfish), 1048 nucleotides long. Its product is annotated as lysophosphatidic acid receptor 4-like. Gene Ontology annotation, molecular function: lysophosphatidic acid receptor activity. Bases 1 to 906 code for a protein of 301 amino acids. The record is from RefSeq and is a predicted model, not a curated record. The transcript has a single exon. Gene Ontology annotation, cellular component: membrane. Gene Ontology annotation, biological process: positive regulation of Rho protein signal transduction; phospholipase C-activating G protein-coupled receptor signaling pathway. NCBI's taxonomy places the organism in Eukaryota, Metazoa, Chordata, Actinopteri, Syngnathiformes, Callionymidae.
AUGGAGAACAUGACCGGCAGCGAAGGGGACAAGGUGGAGCCGAAGCUGGCAUACGCUAUGGUUUUUGGGGGCAUCCUCGUGCUGGGCAUUCCUCUCAAUGCUGUGUCCUUGUGGAUUCUCUGGCGUCGUCACAGCCACAAAUCCCCCAGUGCCGUCUUCAUGGUCAACCUGGCGCUGUCGGACCUUCUCUUGGCCGUCUCACUGCCGCUGAAUAUCUGUUUUCACUCUGUGGGCAUCUGGCCUGUCGGCAACCUGCCGUGCAUCUGCGCCGUCGUGCUCUUUCGGAACAACAUCCGCUCCAGCGCCGUCUUCAUCACCCUCAUCAGUGUGGAUCGUCUGCUGGCCGUGGUUUUCCCUCUCAGGUCCCGACACUCCCGGACUGCAACCAAUGCUUGGAAAGUUGUGGGACUCACCUGGAUCUUACUAUUCGCAUUCAACAUUCCCGAGGGCCUGAGCCUUCAUUGGGACUCAGUCGGCUCUAAUAAGACAAUCUGUUCAAAGUUUGUUGAUCAUCAUCGUCAUCAAUCUGUUGUGGACAAUUUUCACCCCGUGUUCAUCUUCCUCCUCUUUCUGGUCAACAUUGUGUCGACAGUCUCAGUCAUCCGGUCUCUAUGCAGACGUCCAAAAGACUCUCCAGACAUCAGCAACAAGGGGAGCAUCAUGCUCAUCUUCCUCAUGAACUUGAUCGUGUUCAGCAUUUGUUUCCUGCCACUCUCUGUGGCAGCAUUCACCAUGACCGCGUCCCAGAUUCAGCCUCUAUUGUGUCUGUCUGCGGUCAACUGCUGCCUGGACCCGCCUCUCUAUUACUUCUCUAUGGAUAACUUCUGGAAGAAAAAGCCGGACGGAAGCGGCACCAGAGGGGAAGACGCCACCGAACUCAGAGGCACAACUGUUUGUGAUCAUUGACUGUUAACUGUCUAUCUUUAGGAGGGCCAUUUAUGUAGGAACUGAUCUGACAUCGCCGGGCCCAAGUGACAUCAGCUCCUUGUCAGUUCUGACGCUGUUCCACGUCAGGAACCGCCCCAUUCUCACAGAUGAUUCUCACUUG